AUGGCUUCAAAAUCGACAGGAAGAACGCUUCAGGCGCUCACAAGACGAGCAAGGCCGACCUGCGAAUGCGCCGGAGCGACGAAUGCCCGAGCUUCUUCGAUCAGACAAUUUUCGGCAUCUCCAGCCAGACCAGAUGUACAGUACGAGAGCGACAACGCGGAGCGACCGAGAUGGUCAUAUACCCCAGAGCAAAUGAAGGCACCAUAUCGAUGGAGGAUAAAAAAUCCAGCCGCGCAGUGGAAAUGCAACAGUGAUCCAGAGCUGUUAGAUCAGUUCUACAUCAAGUUCUUGGGACGAGGAGGAGACCAGAUGCUCACAGAGGAGGUCAAAUGGCUGGCAAUUACACAUAAGAGUUUCGAUCAGGGGCGAAGGGGUUUCAAUGAUCGAUUGGCAUUUUUUGGGCGACGAAUCCUGAAUCUUCAGACAAAUCUGACAUUACUACACUCACCAACGGCAACGAAAACCCAGCCAUUACCUGAUACAUCCGAUGAUCGCACACCUUUUACACAUCCUGCGUUGGAAGGCUUAGCAAACUUGUCCGACGUACCGCUUGCCGAAGUUUUGUCGAAGACGAGGCUUGCUGGACUCGCGAAGGCGAACGGCAUGCAGGAAAUUAUCCGAUGGACACCGAGAGAUCUACACCAUCUCAACCACUCCGGUUUAGAAUUAAUUUUAGCCCAUACCACGUACGCCAUUAUCGGAGCAAUAGCAUUGCAAAAGGGAGGAGAUGUUGCAGCGAGAGUUGCUAGGGAGAAGGUCCUGAAGCCAUUAGGAAUAUCAUGA
Molecule: messenger RNA, 783 nt
Organism: Hyaloscypha bicolor E
Lineage: Eukaryota; Fungi; Ascomycota; Leotiomycetes; Helotiales; Hyaloscyphaceae
Exons: 3
Coding region: 1-783 (260 amino acids)
Biological process (GO): RNA processing; mitochondrial translation
Cellular component (GO): mitochondrial large ribosomal subunit
Molecular function (GO): ribonuclease III activity; structural constituent of ribosome
Source: RefSeq, a predicted model, not a curated record